AUGGCAGCAGGCAACAGGCCGAUCACCCACGGACCUGCCGAGCAACUCGAGCGCAUACACCGUAGCCCACGACCAUUCAUCUCCCUUGACUUGUGCGAUGAGAGACGACACUUUCAACUCGUUGUACCGCUCCGCGCUCGACACCAUCCACCACUUCUCUACGCCAUAUUCGCCCUCUCAGCGCGCCAUCUAAGCCGUCUGCCGAAAUACAAAACACCCCAGGGAAUUCUCUACCAAGGCCAAUUGCUCCCCAAACUCACACCCCACGACGCAGUAGAAUACACGUUGAAAUGCAUCCCCGCCCUACGAGACUUCCACCUCAUCCAAGACGACGAAAAGCUAGAGAGCAUCAUCGCCACAGCGGUUAUUCUCCGGCAGUUGGAGGAGAUCGACGACGAAGAAGAUCAAGAGCAGGAGCGGAACCAAAGGCGGAACGCAAAACCUCAGGUCAAUUUCCUAGCUAUCAUAGACGCUGUCCUGAGAAGUCCACCGUCGCGGACCCUCUUUGGCCGCCGAUCACUUAUCCAAGCGGCGUAUUGGAUGGCCGUUCGCCAGGAACUGUACCACUCGUUUACAAAGCGUCAUCCGCCGAAGAUGGUUCUAGAUCCCGAGUAUGGACAUGGUGCGUCCAAGGCGAAUAAGAUUGUUCUUCACACGGCGCAGGUUGCGAAAUGGCGAUGGGCUGAUGGUUCAGAACAAGAAUGGCUGCGACUUCAGAAGCAGGGCGAGGUUCUGGAGGACGAAGCACGGAGAGAGUAUCAGCCGUUCUAUGUACGACCAGCUGACAGGUCGAAUGGAGAAAUAUUCCCGAUAAUCUGGUACUCGUCCGCACUGGAGGUGACAACCAUGCAGCUCAGCAUCAUAGCGAAGAUGGUGCUAAUGGCAGAGAACCCCUUCCUCGGGUAG
Messenger RNA from Fusarium subglutinans, 906 nucleotides. RefSeq lists its product as uncharacterized. Gene Ontology annotation, molecular function: DNA-binding transcription factor activity; transcription cis-regulatory region binding. Gene Ontology annotation, cellular component: nucleus. The transcript is spliced from 4 exons. The record is from RefSeq and is a predicted model, not a curated record. The coding region runs from base 1 to 906 and encodes 301 amino acids. NCBI's taxonomy places the organism in Eukaryota, Fungi, Ascomycota, Sordariomycetes, Hypocreales, Nectriaceae. Gene Ontology annotation, biological process: positive regulation of transcription by RNA polymerase II.